Polyodon spathula (Mississippi paddlefish) is the source of this 3197-nucleotide messenger RNA. RefSeq names its product transmembrane channel-like protein 6. The transcript has 20 exons. The record is from RefSeq and is a predicted model, not a curated record. Bases 245 to 2773 code for a protein of 842 amino acids. Gene Ontology annotation, molecular function: mechanosensitive monoatomic ion channel activity. NCBI's taxonomy places the organism in Eukaryota, Metazoa, Chordata, Actinopteri, Acipenseriformes, Polyodontidae. Gene Ontology annotation, cellular component: plasma membrane.
GUUACCUGCCAGGUAGGAUGUGGCAGGGAGAGCAAAAAAUGAGUAAUAUUCCUACGUUUUUCUGAAAGGAAUAAAGCUCGACUUACGUACGGAGCGCGGCAUUUUACAGAAGGUAACGGGAAACAUGACAGGAGCAAGGCAGGGUGCUGAUUGGGUAAAACUGCCUCUCUGACACCUCUGCCAUCCAACAAGACAGCAAGGUCACUCGAAGGUCACAGAGAGCAAGGUGGACAGAUUGACGGCGAUGGCCCGGAGCAUCAGCUUUCACCUUGACCUCUCAGAAGCUGAGGAGGGGCAGCAAUCCCUGGACUUCUCUCCAUACGACGAGAACAUUGUCCACGACUCCUUCAAUGAGCUGAUCGAGGAGCAGAGCCAAAGUCAGGAUGGGUUUGAGGUCUUCGAGAUGGAAGACAUGGCUGACAGGGGGAGAGAAAACCCAGCCUUCCUGGCAUCUCCGCUGCACGGCCGCAGCAACAGGGAGCAGAGACGGGAGGAAGAACCGCUGCUGAGUGAAAACUUCUCCCCGGUCACCCUGAGAGUGUUGUCUGCCAUGCCGAGCCGCACCAUCGGCCGCAAUCGCGGAGCAAUCAUCUCGCAGUACUACAACCGCACAAUGAAACUGCGACGCCGACGAAGCCGGCCGUCCAUCCGGGACCUGUCCCGCUCCGCCCGCCCCAGUAUCUGUGGAUACCGAGUGGAGACGGACCCAGAGGCAGCAGCAGAGGAAGAAAAUAGACAACACCUGAUCGACAACUUGCAGAACCUCUCUGUGAGUGAUAGGGGGCGUAUGCUGAAAACCAUGCCCCUCAGCCUGCUGGAGAAGAAGAGUCUGAGACAUGCCUGCAAUUCGAAGGGGUUUCCCCGUUCCAGGAACCAGAUACCCUGCUGCAGUCAGCUCAAAUACUACCUCAUCAUCGGUUUUCGUCAUGGCUGGUACAGUUUGCUCUCCUUCCUGCACUCUCUGCAGCUGUGGCACGUGGCCCUGAAGAAGUUAAGCGGACGCUUCGGCACUGGCGUUCUCUCCUACUUCGUCUUCCUCAAGACGCUACUGCUCUUCAACGUCUUCCUCCUCCUCGUCAACGUUUUAUUCCUCGCUGUCCCACAGGCAGCCCACCCGCCCAGCGAGCAGACCCACCGCCCCCCCUUCCAGGGGCUGGAGGUGCUCACCGGGGCUGGCUAUUUCACAGAUACGGUCCUGUACUAUGGUUACUACACCAACUCCACUGUGAAUGGCUGCGGUCCGGAUCGUAACGGCUCGGGGUGCACCGUGGGUCAGAACAGCUUGGACAAUAACACCCGCAUGCCCUACAACAUUCCCCUUGCAUACUUCUUUAUCAUUGGGGUCUCCUUCUUCAUCACCUGCAUCAUUCUGGUCUACAGCAUGUCCAAGUCCUUCGGGCAGAGCUACCGCAUUGACAACCCUCACGGGGACCUCGCCAUGAAGAUGUUCUGUUCCUGGGACUUCAAAGUAAUUAAGAAGAGCUCCGUGAAGCUCCAGUGUGAGAAUAUCUGCACACAGAUGAAGGAGCUGCUCUCUGAGCUGGCUCGGGCAUCAGGACAGCAGACUCUGCUACAGAGGCUGGCAAGGAUGAUGGUGCACUUGCUGGCCUGGGUCAUGUCUCUGGGGAGCACCGUGGCGUGUGCCAUGGGCAUCUACUACUUCUCCACAUACAUGCACAAGGACCUGACCACGAGAGUGUCUCGUAACGAGACCUUGAUCCACGUGGAGGCGAGCCUGCUAGCCCUGCCCGUGGUGGUGUCCACAGUGAACCUGCUUAUGCCGGGCCUCUUCAACGCGGCCGCGUGGAUGGAGCAGUACGAUGCACCCAGCACACAGGCCUACGUCGCCAUCUGCAGGAACUUGCUGCUGAAGAUGUCUGUGCUGGGAGUUCUGUGUUACCACUGGCUGGGAACAACCAUCAGCGGUCAUGUGACUCUUUCAAAACGGGUUCGGCAGAAUGGCUCUACUGGGGGGCUGGAGUGCUGGGAAACCUUCGUGGGUCAGGAGCUGUACCGUUUCUUGCUGAUGGAUUUCAUCUUUACAAUCUUGGACACCAUCUUCGGCGAGUUUGUGUGGAGGUUAUUUUCUCAGAAAGUGCUCAAGAGGAAAAGGAAGCCCGUGUUUGAUAUCGCCAGGAACGUGCUGGAGCUCAUAUACGGACAGACUCUCACCUGGCUAGGAGUGCUGUUCUCACCGCUGCUUCCUGCGAUCCAGGUUAUUAAACUGGUUCUUUUAUUUUACAUUAAAAGGACCAGCCUAAUGAUGAACUGCCAGGCCCCCAGCAAACCCUGGAGAGCCAGUCAGAUGACCACCAUCUUCAUCACCCUCCUGUGCUUCCCAGCAUUCCUAGGGGCAGCCGUGGCUGUCACCUACACCAUUUGGACAAUAAAGCCCUCGGAGGGGUGUGGGCCUUUCAGGACGCUGGACACCAUGUUCGAGUCAGGGAAGAUCUGGGUUCGACAGCUGGAGGAAAUAAAUUCCAAUUUCUCCUGGUUCACCUGGAUUCACAAGUACCUGGUGGAGAACCCCUUCUUCCUGUUCGCUGCUGCUGGCGUCCUUCUAAUUGUGAUUUAUUUCCACGCGCAGGUUGUGGGUGGACAGAGGAAAAUCAUCUCUUUGUUACAAGAGCAAAUCGAUAAUGAGGGAGAGGACAAGAAAUUCCUGAUCACGCGCCUGCAGGAUAUUUAUGAGAAGAAGCGGCCCAUUUCUGUGCGGUUUAAACAAAAGGAGAGAAGGGUAAGCUUGAAAUCAUUGCCCUGUGGUUCCCCCUGAUUGGGUCCUGUUUGCUGAGGAGCCCAACAUCGGUAUAACCAGUUAGCAGCACAAAUGUACAUAUUUGAUAGGGGAGGGCAAGGACACCCAGCCAGCCAGUGAGCGAGGAAAAGGAAUCUGCAAACAGUACAGCUCCGAGAACAGACCGCUCAUGUACUGUAAGAAUCGCAGCGAGGCAAAGCCAUUCGACCAAGAAAUAAAAUGGCUAUGUACUUAAUUCAGAGCUGGGGUGCACAAAUAAAUGAACUUCGAAUGAAUGGCUCCUCAAACUCCCACAGCUGAACUGGGCUUCAGUUCAAGAGUAGUGCUAGUCGGGGGCUGUGAAACCAGCCGUAUGUGUUCAUUGUAUGCUGUGAUCAUUCUCUUUUUAUUUUACGUUUGCAGGAUGACAGUCGGAAGUUAUCCUCGUGAUAGAUAGGAGGAC